CUCCUGUUGUUACAAUUGAGUCCAAGUCAAGACGUCUCACGCAAUAGUAUGGCCAUUGAGUCAAUUAUUAAUAUGACAGAUAUAUAUUCCUCACUUCCUGGUGAGAGAUGGGCCCGUGUAUUGGUUCUUGCUCCCGGAAAUUGGGAGUCCCCGCUCUCAUGCACCUUGGAGCCGUACGACCUUGACUCAGAACACAUUCAACCUUAUGAGGCAAUAUCAUAUGUGUGGGGUGAUCCGAGGCCCACUGAGCCUAUCAGUAUAAACGACAAAGCCACGUUCGCGACACAAAGUCUAGCUUCCGCGCUGCAGCAACUACGCCUCCCCGACAUUGACAGGAGGCUUUGGGCGGACGCGAUCUGUAUCAACCAGUCUGAUCUCAACGAGAAAGGCUAUGCAGUCACUAUGAUGGGAUCGAUCUACGAGUCCGCAUCUCGUGUCAUCGUAUGGCUAGGCACGGACAUGAGUGGGACAGCACAGACCGCGAUCGAUGUCAUCAAAUCGUUCAACCGUCUAGUCGAGAAGCAGCUUACGCCACAACAGUUUCACAAAGCCUGGGGCCCGCUUCAUGAUCCCGAUGGUAUGAUCAAAAGGAACCAACUCGAACACGCUGUAAGACUGUUCGGCAACGUAUGGUUCAGGCGUGCAUGGGUUCUCCAGGAAGUAGGCGUCGCCAAAGACGCCCUUCUAGCUUACGGUUCGGCCACUGUUGACUUCGCGGAGGCGAUCCAAUUCAUAUGUGCAUGGUCGUCAUAUUACGGGUAUCACGAUGGCAAGAUGCAGUUCCCGGGUCUUGACUUCAAGUCUGCCUACCUUCGGUUACUGUUUGGAAAGGUCUGGGUGUCGUACCUGCCUGCAAGAGCACUGACAUUCGAGCACACGUGGAUCAGGAAAUCUCCUUUAUUACAGUACGAGGCACAAAUUCUGCGUUGUGAACAGUAUCUUGAGUUUCUGGAUAUCCUCUUCCUGAACAUGAAUGAACUCAGGGCAACAGAUCCCCGUGAUUUUGUUUUUGCAUUCCUCAGCAACCCCCUCUCCAGGCAACCAGAUGGAAGACCUAUAAUUCAAGCGGAUUAUACCAUCAGCAGCUCUGAAGUAAGGCGGCGUCUUUUUUCGGAGUUGGCAAAAAAGUCCUUGCGCUUCCUGGGAUUGGUUUGGCAUUCGUCCGACACGGAUCUGAAAGACGAAUCAUCUUGGUAUCCAGACUUCGAUAAAUACAGUACCGGCUGUAUAAACGGUAGGUAUGAUGCCAACUUAAGCAUAUCACCGGUGUUCAAUGCCUCAAUCAGCGCGGAAAUAUGUGGCAACAUGCUGAAAAUUAGUGCACUUCUGGUAGAUGAAGUUGGGAGCUGUGGUCCAGUGGCGCCAUACCCAGUGAAAGACAAUGAUCACCAAGCCAUAACAUUCCCAAAAGUACUGGAGCAAUACUGGGAUCUAGCUUGGGACCAUGAGAUUAAAUGCAAAAGCAGCGGUUCAUUUAGGGAUAUGAUACUGCGGUUCGCUAGCACACUGUUACACACCAUCGAUACUGAGAAUCAUUCUGAAAUUCUUUUCAGUUUUACGAAAUUCGUCCAGAACAAGUGCCCGGAAAUAUACCAGGAGUUGCUAAGAAGGUGGCCUGGAAGCGAGAAGCUCAAACAGCAAACUGAAACAACUCAAAGGAUCCCGUUUGGACCUAGAGCCGAAUGGACCAUAAAAGGCCACAGGUUCUUCGUGUCAAGCAAUGGAAAUUUUGGAACGGGGUCGCCCCUAGUACAGCCAGGCGAUUUGAUUUGUGUCAUACCAACGGUCCAAGCACCUGUGAUCAUUCGGCCAGUGGAUAUUGCGAACAGGCCCACGUACCGUGUCAUCUCUGCCUGCUACGUGUAUGGUCUGAUGUAUGGACAUGCCGUGUCGCAAUGGAUCGAGGACCCCUCUUCUUUGAAUAAAAGUGAUCUUACUUUUGUCUAAGAAACCGCAUGCGACUGUAAGUGAUGGGUGAAUACUUAGCAAUACUACUAUAAGUGUCAACAAUACGUACGUUUCAAGGGGCGAACAGCGUAGAGCCAUAAAGAGCAAAAGUGACGCCGCUUCCUAUUAUAAGAACCCACGAUCUGAGGGAGACAUAAGCGCCUUUGCUUUCUACUUAUUCGAAAUUGGAUGUAAUUGGAUGAGCUUGUGCGAUAAGACGCGAAACUGCGACGUCAAAAUAACGUUUUCAUAAGGAAUUACAGCACUGUGGGAGUUGCGAUUUUGAUAGCAGCUCACCGAACUUGGCAGUACCAUCGGCUCGCAUGGUUACGAAUCAGCAGCUUAGGAGUACUGCCGUGGCUGGAACAUCCUACUAUUGAGAAAGCAUAUUGGCCGGGCUGCGCAACGAGGGUUGUCGAGCCUCUCUGCCAAUGCUGUAAGCAAUCCAUGCUGAAAUAUUCCC
This is a messenger RNA of Truncatella angustata, 2410 nucleotides long. Its product is annotated as heterokaryon incompatibility protein-domain-containing protein. Bases 49 to 1947 code for a protein of 632 amino acids. The record is from RefSeq and is a predicted model, not a curated record. The transcript has 3 exons. NCBI's taxonomy places the organism in Eukaryota, Fungi, Ascomycota, Sordariomycetes, Amphisphaeriales, Sporocadaceae.